Molecule: messenger RNA, 3077 nt
Organism: Cyprinodon variegatus (sheepshead minnow)
Lineage: Eukaryota; Metazoa; Chordata; Actinopteri; Cyprinodontiformes; Cyprinodontidae
Product: ras-GEF domain-containing family member 1B-B-like
Exons: 14
Coding region: 208-1977 (589 amino acids)
Biological process (GO): Ras protein signal transduction; positive regulation of GTPase activity
Cellular component (GO): plasma membrane
Molecular function (GO): guanyl-nucleotide exchange factor activity
Source: RefSeq, a predicted model, not a curated record
CACAGCCCUGCUGGUUCAAAUAAUUGACUCAGAUAUCAGGAGCGGAGAGACACAAUGGAGCAGAGUGCCACACGGACACGUUGCUGAUAGACUUUAUCAGAACUACUUAGCGAUACCGAGGAAGACGCUGUGCAUAGUUUUUCUUCCUCGCAUUUGUUCAAAUCGCUUUUAUUUGGACUCUGAGCGCCAUAACUAAGAGAGGUUAUCAUGCCCCCCACAACCCCCUAUGCUGGAAAGUUCAACUCCUGCCCUUCCUACAGCAACAAUAACCACGUCAAGCCUCCGAGCCCGUACCACGGGGGCUCCGCCCCAAAACCUCCCCGAGACCACGUGUAUAGCGGUUCCUAUUCGCCAACCGAAAACCCUUACGACGUGCCGCAGCCUCACGCCGCCUACCGGAGCACCUCGGUCUCGUCCGUGAAUGCUAAGGAGCACCAUUACGGCAGCAGCUGUGCGAUUUCAGAGAACCCGUACUCCUCGCCGCAGCCCCACAGCCCUCGGCAGCACAGCACUUCCUGUCCAGGCCGGGCGUACCGCCACACCAGCAGCAGCUGCAGCAGCGAACACUCCUGCCGGAACAAUGGCGCGGCGGCGAAAACCCGGCUCUACGGUCACGGCAUCGCCACCAGCUAUGGAGAGAUGUGUUACCAUGACAACAGUUUGGUUUCCGCUUCUCUCGAGGCGCUGAUCCAGCAUCUGGUUCCCACUGUGGAUUAUUACCCUGAUAGGUCGUAUGUGUUCACCUUCCUGCUCAGCUCACGCCUCUUCAUGCACCCAUAUGAGCUCAUGACCAGGGUUUGUCACCUUUGUGUGGAGCAGCAGCGGUCCGGAGACGCCCUCCUGGAUAAGAUUCGAUUUCGUGAAGUGGCGCCCAAGCUGGUCCAGCUGCUCACCGAGUGGACGGAAACCUUUCCAUACGACUUCAGAGACGACCGGAUGAUGCGCUGCCUGAAGGACAUGACGCUCCACGUGGCACGAGGGGAUGAGUAUUCCUGGCGGGCCAUGCAGCAGAUGACCCAGCGUCUCAUCAAACGCCUCUCCGCCCUCGGGCAGUACGAGGAGGCCGUGGCCGCGCUUAAUGCCGCGGCGCAGGAGCGUCCGGCUUCACUAAAGACCAAACAGGCCUCGGCUCAAAGGACCGACAUUCUGAGCGUGUGCGAUGAUCCGUUCGUCCUCGCUCAGCAGCUGACACAUAUUGAACUGGACAGGCUGAGCUUCAUUGGUCCUGAGGAGUUCAUCCAAUCCUUCGCCAUGAAGGAUCCUCUGGAAAACCACAAGGGUUUCUUCCGAAAACGUAAAACGAGCAACCUGGAGGCUUACGUCAGCUGGUUCAACAGGCUGAGCUACCUGGUGGCUACAGAGAUCUGCAUGCCACCAAAGAAGAAGCACAGAGCGCGGAUCAUAGAGUUCUUCAUCGAUGUGGCUCAGGAGUGUUUCAACAUCGGCAACUUUAACUCUCUCAUGGCCAUCAUUACUGGGAUGAACAUGAGUCCGGUCGCCAGACUGAAGAAAACCUGGAAUAAAGUCAACACAGACAAGUUUGAAAUUCUGGAGCACCAGAUGGACCCGUCCAGUAACUUCAGUAACUACCGAACGGCGCUCCGUGGCGCCACCCAGAGAUCGGAGACUGCACAUAGCAGCCAGGAGAAGAUCGUGAUUCCUUUCUUCAGUCUCCUCAUCAAAGACAUCUACUUUCUGAAUGAAGGCUGUGCUAACAGGCUGCCCAACGGACACAUCAACUUUGAGAAACUGUGGGAGCUGGCGAAGCAGGUUAGCGAGUUCCUGGUCUGGCGUCAGGUGAUUUGUCCGUUCGACAGAGACCGCCGGAUUCUUCAGUAUCUUGUCACCACGCCUGUUUACACGGAAGACGAGCUGCACCUGGCCUCUUAUGAGAGUGAAGGACCAGAAAACAACAUGGAGAAAGAUAGCCGUAGGUCUCUAAGAUCUUCCCUUCUCCAUCGAGAAAACCGCUCUUAAAAAGUUUUCUCUACUUUACAUAUUUUCCAUUCAUAUUCCCAGGGCCUAAUUGACAUUCUGGACCUACUUACAUUUCUGCAGAACAAUGAACAAUAAAUAUUAGCCUUUUUGAACCCUUUUGGGAUCGCAAGGAGCUUCAUUGAUUCAAAAAAGAAAAAAGAAAGGAAAGGGCCAGAAACAUUACUCCACCGUGAAGCUUGGCUUUAUCGAGAAAAAACUAAAACUAAAAGGACAUCAGACAGAAGUUUGUCGUACGGACGGAUGUUCAACAUGUUUACAGCAGCUGAAUGGGAGGUUUGGCUUCAUAAUAAAAGUUGAGGAGCCAGCGACAUUUGGAUGCAUCAUUUUAACAACAUACAAUAGAUUUUUGAAACAAACAGGAAGAGCCAGACUGCAGUAAUGUGCGUUAAAUGUUACAAACUUUAAAUUGCAUCUAGAAAGCAGUGUGCUCGAACCGUCAAGUCAUUCAUUUUUAAUACUCCUUCACAGUUCAUUUUCAUUUGGACAGUAAAGUCAUGUGAUCACUCUAUUAAAUGCAUUGGAACAAAUUGCGUUGUGUGCACUUUGGGUCUUUGUAAAGCUACAGUAUCUAAGUGGCAGCAGCAUCAUGCAAACAACAUGCACUUGAGUGUGUGUCUCUAUGCUGUGUAUUAUAAUAUUAUGUGACUCAUAUGAGGGUUUUCUUUUUUUUCCAAAUGUAUUUUGUAUCAGAAGCUUUAAAACCAUUUUCUAAUCAUGAGUUUCACAUCGAGCUUGUUGCAGGUUGGCUCGCUCUGUGAUGUAAGCUGUCUAAAAACCAUGUCAUGUAUUAAAAAACAGAAAACAAGUAUUUGUUCAGAGUGAAGUAAAAACUGAUGUGUGUUUGUAUAAAGAAGAUCUUACCCCCUUUAUUUGUCUGUAGGUUUGUGAGGAUCUUUUAAUACCCAGCUUUGAGUGAAAGUGAUGCUAUAUUUUUCAUGCUUUUAUCCACACUGUCUGUGUCCUUUUGAUGUGUAUUUUUUUAAAGAUUUCCGUGUAUCUUUUAUGUUAUCAGGGGGUACUUGUCUGAAAGAUCUUUGUGAAAGAGACGUGUUUUCUUUUAAAUAAACAGAAUAUAAGAA